AUUAUCUCGCUCGCCGACGCCGUCGACGAUAAACCCUAAACACCGCCAUUAUCUUUAUUCUCUCGUAUAAUAAUGACGUCAUCAUCUUCUUCCCUCAAAGUCCACCACCACUCUCAGAAAAGGAAAAGAGAAAAAAAAAAAAAAAAAAGAUAACUCUCCUUUCAUGAAAAAGCUGACUUUAUGACUUCUUACUCUCGCCGUCUUCUUCCUCUCGGAGCAUCGCUUACUAGAGGAACAGUUGCUUCCGAUCAAAUCCGGAAUGGAUUUCUAAAAUGUUUCCGAGGAUGCGCCACCGUUACUACGUCGGAGUCGGCGUUAGCUAAUCUAGAAGCGAGAUACGCCGUUGCGUUGCCGGAAUGUUCUAAUGUGGAUGAAGAGAUCACGAAGAUCCGGGGAGAGUUCGAGCUGGCGAAACAGAGGUUUCUUAAUAUCCCUGAAGCACUUAAUAGUAUGCCUAAGAUGAAUCCUCAAGGGAUAUAUGUUAAUAAGAAUCUGAGAUUGGAUAAUAUACAAGUUUAUGGAUUUGACUAUGAUUACACUUUGGCACACUACUCCUCUCACUUGCAGAGUUUGAUCUAUGAUCUUGCCAAGCAGCAUAUGGUUAAUGAGUUUAGAUAUCCUGAUGCUUGCGUCCAGUUUAAGUAUGAUCCGACUUUUCCCAUCCGAGGGUUGUACUAUGAUAAACAAAAAGGAUGCCUCAUGAAAUUGGAUUUCUUUGGAUCUAUUGAGCCAGAUGGGUGUUAUUUUGGUCGUCGUAAGCUAAGUAGGGAGGAAAUAGAGAGCAUGUAUGGAACACGACACAUAGGUCGUGAUCAAGCAAGAGGUCUGGUAGGAUUGAUGGAUUUCUUCUGUUUCAGCGAGGCUUGUCUUAUUGCAGACAUGGUCCAAUAUUUUGUUGACGCCAAACUUGAGUUUGAUGCUUCUAACAUCUACAAUGAUGUCAAUCGUGCUAUUCAACAUGUCCACAGAAGUGGAUUGGUUCAUAGAGGGAUACUUGCGGAUCCUAACAGAUAUUUGCUGAAAAAUGGUCAGCUUCUACGUUUCCUGAGAAUGCUAAAAGAUAAAGGAAAGAAACUUUUCUUGCUGACCAACUCUCCAUAUCAUUUUGUUGAUGGUGGAAUGCGCUAUCUGAUGGAGGACUCUUUUGGCCUCAGGGAUUCCUGGCGAGAGCUCUUCGAUGUUGUGAUUGCUAAAGCAAAUAAACCAGAAUUUUAUACAUCUGAGCACCCUUUCCGUUGUUACGAUUCUGAGAGGGAUAAUUUGGCAUUUACAAAAGUGGAUGCAUUUGAUCCAAAGAAAAUUUACUACCAUGGCUGUCUUAAAUCCUUCCUUCAAAUCACAAAGUGGCAUGGCCCUGAGGUGAUUUAUUUCGGAGAUCACUUAUUUAGUGAUCUAAGAGGGCCUUCAAAAGCUGGUUGGCGAACUGCUGCCAUAAUUCAUGAGCUCGAGAGAGAGAUACAGAUACAAAAUGGUGAUGGCUACCGGUUUGAGCAGGCAAAAUUCCAUAUUAUCCAAGAGUUACUCGGUAGAUUUCACGCGACUGUAUCAACCAACCAGAAAAGCGAAGCAUGCCAAUCUCUUUUGGAUGAGCUGAACAAUGCAAGACAGAGAGCACGAGACACAAUGAAACAAAUGUUCAACAGAUCUUUCGGAGCUACAUUUGUCACAGACACUGGUCAAGAAUCAGCAUUCUCUUAUCACAUCCACCAAUACGCAGACGUUUACACCAGUAAACCUGAGAACUUUCUGUUAUACCGACCCGAAGCUUGGCUUCACGUUCCCUACGAUAUCAAGAUCAUGCCACAUCAUGUCAAGGUGGCUUCAAACCUUUUCGGAACCUGAGACAGGUUUCAUUCCUUUAAGAACUGAUACACAUAUCAUUUUGCGAUACAUGGAAUCUUUCUUGUGUCCGAAGUUUGAUCGGAAGAAGAAAGCAAGCAGCUUUAGUGUUUCCAAUUGCCAUAGGACAACAAGAAAAGGUUUACAAAAUCAAUCUCAGAUUCUUUCUGCUGAUGAUGAUUCUUUUGUAUCAAAUCACUGUUUUGAUCAUUCAUUUCCAUAAUUUUGAAAUAAAGGAUGUAAUAGAGAUUGUGGAAUAUAUUUCUGGUUAUUUAUUUAUUUUAUAUUAUAUUUCUGAAAUUAUUUAUGUGA
Capsella rubella is the source of this 2151-nucleotide messenger RNA. RefSeq names its product 5'-nucleotidase domain-containing protein DDB_G0275467. Gene Ontology annotation, molecular function: 5'-nucleotidase activity. The record is from RefSeq and is a predicted model, not a curated record. The transcript is spliced from 14 exons. The coding region runs from base 181 to 1842 and encodes 553 amino acids. Lineage: Eukaryota; Viridiplantae; Streptophyta; Magnoliopsida; Brassicales; Brassicaceae.